Molecule: messenger RNA, 1536 nt
Organism: Dictyostelium discoideum AX4
Lineage: Eukaryota; Evosea; Eumycetozoa; Dictyosteliales; Dictyosteliaceae
Exons: 2
Coding region: 1-1536 (511 amino acids)
Source: RefSeq, a predicted model, not a curated record
AUGAUUGAUAAAUUAAAUAAUUCCAUAAAAAAUAUUAAUAAUGUUCAACAAAAUUAUGAUGAUUAUGAUUAUGGUGAUGAAGAUAUUAUUGGUUAUCAUAAAGGUACUGAUACAAUUCAGCUAAUCAAACAAUAUCAACAAUCAUUAUUAUUAUUAAAAAAUAAUAUAAAUAUCAAUAAUCAAAAUAAAUUAAAAGAAUAUAAUAAUCAAAUCAUUAAAUUCGAUAACCAGAUAAUUGAUGAUAUUAAAUAUAAUUUAAAAUUAAUAUAUGAACUUAUUAAUAAUAAUAAUAAUAAUAAUAAUAAUAAUAAUAAUAAUAAUAAUAAUAAUAAUAAUAAUAAUAAUAAUAAUAAUAAACUAAAUGAAAAAUUUAAGAUUGAAAUUGAUGAAAAUAAUUAUAAAUUUAUAGAGAAAUUUGGUAUUGGUGAAAAGUAUUAUAUAUAUUCAGAGAACAUUGAAUUACCAAAAGAUAAUGAUAAAGUUGCACUUGGAGAAGAUUGUGGUAGUUUAUUAAAACUUAAAUCAAAUGAAAAUAUUAAGCAUGUAAUAUUAUUAGAUGGAUUCAAAGAAAGUUUAGAACCACAUGUAUUACCACUUGGUAUUAAAUAUUUAGAGAUAUGUGAUAUUAAAACACCAUUAGUAAAAGGAUCAAUACCAUCGAGUGUUAGGCGGUUAACUUUUUAUGAUGGAUUUAGUCAAUCAAUUGAAGCUGGUGUUAUUCCUUAUAGUGUCGAAUAUUUAUGUCUACACGACAUUAAAAAGCCAUUAAAGAUUGGUUCGAUUCCUAUUUCUGUAAAAAGUUUGUAUGUUUGUGAUGGAUUUUCCCAAUCAUUAAAAACAGGUAUUAUACCCUCAGGGGUCAGAUCUUUAAAUUUAGGAGAUAUCAAACAUUCAUUGGAGAUUGGAUCAAUUCCAAAAACUGUUGAAUAUCUUUGUUUAGAAGAUGGACUUAAUCAACCAUUAUCAAUCGGUACCAUUUCUUUGAUACCUGAAGGUAUACAAGAGUUAAGUUUAAAUAAUAUUAAAAGUGAAAUAAAGAUUGGUUCAAUUCCAAAUUCAGUUGAAUCCAUUUGGUUCAAUAGUGGUUUUAACCAAUUACUCUCACCAGGUAUUAUACCAGAAAGUGUAAAAUAUUUAUGGUUCUGUAAUAUUAAAUCACCAUUAAUUGUCGGAUCAAUUCCUAAAUCAGUCACUAAUUUAUAUUUGUGUAAUGGUUUCGAUCAAUUAAUAACACCAGGUAUAAUUAGUGAUGGAGUGAAAUUCUUAUAUUUAUAUGAUACUAAACAAUCAUUAGAAGUAAUUUCAAUGCCGAAUUCUGUAACAAAUCUCAGUAUUUAUCAAGGAUUCAAACAUCAACUAACACCAGGAAUCAUUCCAAAUUCAAUAAAGCAAUUAAAAUUAGGAAUAAUGAAUACACCACUAAUUGAAGGAUCUAUACCCAAAAAUAUACCAAAAAUUAUUUUACAAAGAAGUUUCAAUCUAUCAUUAGAUAUUUGUAAAUUAGAUAAAUCUGUGGAAAUUAUCAAACAAAAUUAG